Molecule: messenger RNA, 1809 nt
Organism: Leptosia nina
Lineage: Eukaryota; Metazoa; Arthropoda; Insecta; Lepidoptera; Pieridae
Source: the annotation of a GenBank genome assembly
AUGUUAGAAUUUUACGUUCAAAGUGCAGUAAAAGUUUCUCCAGGCUAUGUUGUGAUGUCAUCCAUUCACUGUGUUGUGGUGUGGGAGUGGCAGCAUGAAGGACAAUGGCUGCCACAUUCCCCCGGUGUUGCAAGGACUCUUGAAAGAGCACACGCUAAGAAACUGACAAGGGUUGUCUUGGCAGAUGCCGAACCUGCACUAAAAGGGCAUUAUGUUAAUCUGCGUACUUUGACACAGUGUUCUGAAACACCCGGUGUAUCAGAGUGUCGUGUGCGUCGGUCAUGCUAUAGUGUAACGUCCCCUGGAGGUCGUGGCGUGCGUUGGGAAUGGGCUCGUCUUGCAGACCCACCGCGAGCUGCUGAACUGAGAUAUGAUCCUCUCCCUAUGGAGGUCCAAUGUCGCCUAGAAGAGGCUUGGGAACGCGGGAUCGAAGCAGUGUCCUUUGAAGGGUGGCUGGCGUCACUCUCUAGCAUGACUGCACAGAGGCACAUCACUGGUUUACCUGGGGCACUACGACUUUUGCGGCGAGCAGCACAGCCCCCAUACCCGCUGACUAGGUCUUCGCCCCUGCCUCCUGCGCCGCCAGAGAGAAUGCCUAUUGAUGGACGUAGACCUAGAAUACCCCAACAGCAUACCGGUUCGAGUGUACACUCAGUGCAGUCAAUACAGUCGGUGCAGUCUUUUCAAUCUGUGAAAUCAGUGAAGUCUGCCCCACCAGCACCUCAAGCUGCUAGAGAAAUCAGAGGUGGCGCCAGAAGUGCAUCACCAAGAGACAGAAAGCCUGGAUUGGCGAGGCAGAUUCUACACAAUUUGAAUAUUUUUAGUAAUAACAACAAGAGCUGCAGUGGCGAGAUGAAAGAGAAGGAGGCAGAGGACACGCGGCACACGGACACGGAGUGUGGCAGCACUCGCUCUGGCAGGAGACACAGCGUGGACACCGUCUCCACCUACCUCAGCCAUGAAAGCAAAGAGAGCUUGCAGCAAGCUUCAGUUGGCGAACUACUGAAUUGCAGCAUGGGCAGUGAUGACGUCUUCGAAAUGACAACUGCACAUCCGCAGGCUAUUAAUAAUAACAAUAUAGAGCCCUUGCAAAAGCCGCGCUGCGUGGGCAUGAGCGACGAGGAGUGGGCGGUGUGGCGCAGUGUGCUGCCGGUGUGCGGGCGGGAGGGGGGCGCCUCGGCGGAGGGGGGCUGCCCCGCGUGCGGCCUGCCCCUGGACGAGCGGGGCGAGCCGAGGGACGUGGUCGCGCUGGCGCAGUGCGGACACGAGGUGCACCUCCGCUGCCUGAGGAUACACGCGCAGAAAAUCAAAGACACGGAGGGUGCAACAUACAUCGAAUGUCUCGUUUGCGGACAGCAGUACGGACGCGGUGAGGAGAGGGAAGAACGACAGGGGGGCGGUGAGCAGCCCAGCGGAUCAAUGGCCUGGCGCAGACAAACCGACAAUUUGCCCGGACAUCCACCACAUUCUGGAUCAAUACUCGUCACUUAUAACUUCCAAUCUGGACGUCAAGGACCCGGACAUCCAGCCCCCGGGGAGCCAUACUAUGCAGUGGGGUUCCCGCGACACUCGCUGCUACCUGACACGCCUAUUGGACGACAGGUGCUGACCGCGCUGCAGUGCGCCUGGGAGCGGCGCGUGCUGUUCACGGUGUCCGCGUCUCGCACCACGGGUCGCGAGCACGUGGUCGCGUGGCGGGUGCCGCCCCCUCCGGCCACGCAUGCGCACUACCGCACCCCGCAUAACGCGCACCUACUCCUCGACGCGUUGCAUCAUCUCCACGCGUUGCUGAGGGACACGACCGUAUGA